Molecule: messenger RNA, 2190 nt
Organism: Peniophora sp. CBMAI 1063
Lineage: Eukaryota; Fungi; Basidiomycota; Agaricomycetes; Russulales; Peniophoraceae
Source: the annotation of a GenBank genome assembly
AUGGUUAAAUUUGGCCGUGUUCUCGUUGGCGCUUUGGCUUUACUCCCAUUGGCGGCGGCGAAGAUGCACUCGACGUCCGCGCGGAAGCACUCGUCGGGGAGAUAUUCUGCGGGCAGAUCGCUGCAGGUGCCCGGUCCUCGAGCCUUGGGCCGCACAAACCGCGAAUCCCGCAACAAUGGGCCGCUAUUCGUCCCGAACUUUGGACUGGGGGCGAAUCCCUUCGCAGUAUUCCCUACAGAGGACGUAUAUGAGGAGCGUCGCGAACCUUGGGAGUCUAGGCCCGUUAUGGAACUUGAAUUUGUUAAUACAGAUGAACUCCCCGCCUCUGUACGCCAAUCCGCCUUUGGGCAGUCAGGCCGGGUUCAGGGGCGACCCCACGUAUUUGGAAGGCCCAACCGACAACUCGCGAGCCAACCUCCAGAGUACCUGGGAGGCACUGCCAACGUCACCGAGUCACCGUCCGCGGGGCCUUCUUCAACUUCAGCACUGCAUCCCAUCGCAUCGUAUUCGCUCCCAUCGCCUACCUUGGAUACCGAUUCGGGUCAGGACAUUAUUAUGGACGAGCACACGCAGUCUAGUGUUCAUGCGGUUCACGAAGUGGAGGCCCCCGCAACACUCGAUCCUAUCGAGGAUCCGGCGGUCGCAACCGAGCAACUCCCUCAAGUACCCACGACCCCUUCGCAUAGCGCUAUCCAGGAUAUCGUGGAUGUCACUGCUACUCCGGGCUCCGAUUGUGCCGUUAGGGCCUCCAGCUCGUCACCCGCGUCAACGCAUAGCCCUACUUCGCCCAAUCUGGAUGUCAACCUCAAUGUGCAGGCGCUUACGUCACCCGACUUCGCUCUCGAGGUCGUCGAUAAAGGCCAUUACAUUGCAACGGAUCGGGAAACUCCCGCGUCGUUGCCCGCUGAGCCAAUGUACCAGCAGCUCCUGUCUCAAUCUUCUCUUCGAUGGACAUACACAACAACGUUCCUUGGGAUCCCGUCGUCUCCAUCUCCUGCGCAUCACACCUUUGGCCGUGGACAAGCGUCUGGUGUCUUGCCCAUAACCUCCUUCCUGGGAACACUUGCCGGAGCAGUUUCUCUCUUGCGGGCAACUCCCUUGUUCCUUCGGCCCUCGCAGAAUAAGGCGCUACGCACGUACAAGACCAUAGGAGCGGAAGACCUUCUAGUCUCCUUACGGAACGCGAGAGGUCUAGAACAACUUCACGUCCAGGACCUCGCACCCAUCCGCGACGAUGACAUUGCGACCUCGAGCUCGACGGCCGUGAGCAUUCCGACACUCCAAAACGUCAUCGUCACUUCGUCGUCGUUGCCGUCCUUGCACCUGCUCCUCGAUCGUCUGCAGGCGUCCAGCUCUGCAACGUAUACCUUCGAACUGCGACUCGUCCCCGAUAUCGACAUCGAUCUUCUCUGUCAGGUUCAAAGCCUGCUGUGCGCGCGUCUGGCUACAUCGAACAACAUCAACUGUUUAAGUUUCUUCCUUGCGCGGUCGACCACGACGCUCAAGAUGACGUUGAUGGCUUUCUCGGGACAGACGAACAGCCAACCCAAACUCGUGAUCAAGUGGCGCUGGACAUCCCGCAAUCUCUCUCACAAGGUCAUCAUGAAAGACGUCGUCAAGCAUCUCGCAGACGGCAAUCACAUCAUUACCGAGAUGGCGAUCGACACAUCUAAGUUCCCUCCUGACCCCAGCGACGCGUCAGGGGAAUGGCCCGACUUCGGUCUCAGGUCUGCGCUCCGAGCGUUGCCGCAACUCGUGACCCUGGAUGUGUGUGGGUUCGCGAUGCCCAUCAUGGCCGUACUCGCUAUGCCGAAAGAAACGUCCCUCGGCGAUGACCCGUGUCCGGGGCUGCAAAACCUCAUUUUGACCGACAGAGUAUCUCGUGUCAAUAACCCCGGUCAACGCGACCUCUUGCAAUAUCUUUAUUGUUUUCUUCGCUUCGCGCGCAAGAAAUUGCAGGUCGUUUUCGUCGGGCGCGAGCUAGUCGACCCGAACUUUCAGGUUCAUAGGCUCAUGAAGCCUGUGGAGUACACGUCUAUCUACAAGCGAAUCCCUCGGAACAUGGCGCCGACGGUACUCAAGCGUCCUCUUUACCAAGCCGCCGACGAAGAGUCGGAAUGGUUGGAGGAUGAAGACGAGGAGAAGCCCGAGGUCGAUGUCCCGCCCACGAAGCGGGCGAAGAUGGGCUGA